Messenger RNA from Mus musculus (house mouse), 8579 nucleotides. RefSeq names its product leucine zipper, putative tumor suppressor family member 3 (gene Lzts3). Gene Ontology annotation, cellular component: dendrite; cytoskeleton; dendritic spine. The transcript has 4 exons. The record is from RefSeq and is a predicted model, not a curated record. The coding region runs from base 4550 to 6652 and encodes 700 amino acids. NCBI's taxonomy places the organism in Eukaryota, Metazoa, Chordata, Mammalia, Rodentia, Muridae.
GCCCGGAUUAUGUCACCUCUUCUCUCUGCACCCCGCCCCCCCCCGGGGGCCACGCGCGUUGGUGGAGAACCGAGGGAGGUAUGGGUGGAAUUUCUCCAACCGCGGAGACCUCUGUGGCACCUUUGCAGAGAUUUUGUGGCUGGGGUCUAUGUGCUAGUGAAUGGCGACCCUCCCCCUCCCCCCCCACACACUCUGACACACACAUGCACAGCUGAGGCAGGCUCCUGUGUGAGCGGGUGGGUGGGGGUGUGCUGUCAGUACCUUCAGCACUGAAGCACUGGCUUCAUCAGAGUCAGGAUCUAGGGGAUGGGCCUCUUCCCCUGCAGGUGCCCACAUUUCCAAGGGAAGAUGAAUCUCCCCUCACACAUCCCAACCAAGAAGUUCUGCUCCCUGAAUCCCUUCCCUUAAUCCUUCCUGGAAGCUUUUCCUUGUUUCUAUGUCUGCAUUCAUUUCCUAUUGACAUUGCUCAUAACCAACAUCCCCACAAGUAUUGGCCUUGCAUUUUCAUGAUGCCGGGGGGGGGGGGUCCAGAGACCCCUGGGGUAACACAGGCUUCCAAUGGGGAAGGCUCACAGUGAAAUCUCCCUGGGUCAUCCUGAGCUAAGUGCUCCAAGACCUCUUGGGUACCAAGGAUGCUGAGGAGUAUUUGGACUGGUUCCAGAAGAAUGUAGGCUGGGCAGAGAGCUGAGAAGAGGUCAUGUGUGGAGUGAAGAGCUGCUUUCAGGAGAAAUACAGGGUGGAUAUCAAGAGAGGCCUUAGAGACUCUGCUACAAACUCUACUUGGUUGUGGGUGCCAAAAAGAAUACCAUGGAUUUUACACAUAAUCCGUUUCCUUUUUAAAAAAUCGCUGUAAGGUAGGUGUGAGAAUUUGAGUCUGCUUGAGGUUUCGUAGCUGAGCUGUGAUUUACACCUGGAGCUGAUGCUGCAGGAAUUCUAAGGCCCUUGACCCUGCUCGGGGAAGGGUUUAGCCAGAGUCCAUUUGGCCCCUCUGACUGCUAGUAUUGUAAUGUCACAGGCACUGAGGGUUGAUAGAACAGAAAUGGAGGCAGGCUCAGGCAACAGGCUAUCAUCCCAGAGUGAUGCGGUUCAACUGCCCUUGCAGAUCACACUGUCACCUAGGGCAGUCCUCCUCAAGCCUCAAGUCCUAAAGAGGGCUCUCAGCCCCUCCUCUCCCCUCAGUUCCUACUUGCCAGGGAAAGAGAUUCCACUCCUUGUCCUUCCAACUCUACCAAGGUUUUGAGGAAAGAAUUUGCAGGAGCCUGAGGUUGGAAGAGGCAAGGGGCAGGGAGUGGCUAUAAGAUGUUGACGUUGGCAGGUUAGAACUGUGGCAAGGAACUCUGUGGGAAUUGCCUAUGGGUUGACUGCAAAGCUGUCCUCACAUAGAACCUGAGAAGGGAGCCUCAGGACAAUGUCUAGGACCCCAAGAACCUGAGAAGGCUCGACUGAAGCAGAGUGAUGCAGUGACAUGUGACCCCCUCCAAACUCUGGUUCCUUGGCACUCAGAAAGGGUGUGCACUUCGCAGUUUAUAAAGAUCUUCCCAAACACUCACCAUGUUACCCCUGUCACUCAGUCAACAUGCUCACUCCUGGUGUUUGCUCCUUCCUCUGCAGCCUCUGGUGCAGUUCCCUUGCUAGUGUUCUGCCUUGUUUCCCUGGAGGUGCCUGCCUUCAGUGUUGCUAUCUAAUUUUUAAUUCCUAUCAAAAUGUUGUUUGGAUUUUGGGGAAAUGUAUGUAUAUGCACACACAGCAAGAUCAUGGGUGUUCUGCUCUGUCUCUGCCUGCUUCAUUCCCUUGAGAGUCUCUCACUGAAGCCAGAGCUAGGCUGGCAGCAAGCAACUCUCUGAGAUCCUCCAGUCUCAGCCCUCCAUAGCACUGUGGUUACAGGCACCAGUGUCACUGGCUUUUUAGGUGGCUUCUGGGGAUUCAGACUCAGGUAACCAUGCUCGCGCAGCAGGCAGUCUUACUGAGCCAUCUCCCCAGCCUGUUGAUUAAUUAUUCUAUUUUCCGCUGUUUGUUUUUGGAGGCACAAUCUCAUGCAGCCUAGACUAGACUCUACCUCAGUAUACGCUACAGGUGGGCCUUGAACUCUUGAUGUGUCUUUGCCUGAAUGCCACCACGUCCAGCUUUCAGGGUUACUUUUAGAAGAGAAAGAAAAGCCUUUGAUUCCACACUUCCUUCAGUGCAGGCCUCCUCUAUCCUCUCUUCUCAACACUUGGCCAUCCCUUUGCUCCGUCUGCUUUUGUUUUACACAGCUUUUCUGAAGCCAUUUUGACAUAGACAUCAAUGAUGUUCUCAGCUGCUAAAUUCAGGCCACGCUCCUCAACUCCAGUUUUACCUUUUGGAAUAUUUCUUUUCAACACUGGUAACUGCCCUUGUGUCCUUCCUUCCUUCUUCCCUUCCUUCCUUCCUCCUUCCCUCCCUUCCUUCCUUCCUUCCUCCCUCCCUCCCUCCCUCCCUCCCUCCCUCCCUCCCUCCCUCCCUCCCUCCCUCUUCCUUUGUUUUUUGAGAUGGAAUUUUACUUGGUUCUCAUCAUUGCAUCAAACUUCUGGACUCAAGCGACCCCCUCAGGUGGCUUAGGCUGCUCGCUGCUGCUCCUGCUGUCUUCCUGCCUAUCUUCCUUCUUGUCCUCCUCUUCUUCCUGAUAUAUAUUUGUACUAGGGAUUGAAUCUGGGAUCUUGGUAGGGACGUAGUCAACCACGAGCCUCAGGCUCACAAAGUUACUCAGGAUGGCCUUGAACUUGCAAUCCUUUUGCCUCCAAAUCCAGAGUAGCAAGGAUUCUGGUUAGUGCCUCUGUUUUGAAUCCCCCUCCCAUUUUGACUGUCAGGGCACAGCUUCUCUUGGACUUCUUGCUGCUCUCCCAGACUUCCUCCCAGACUUAUGGGGGCUCUACCGCCCUUGCUCCAUGCUAGGCCCACCCACGCCACUCUCGGAUGCUAACAAUCAGUCUUCCACCCUGGAUGAGGUAUCUUUGGUCUUCUCCCAGGCAAUCUCUGCCUGUCAUGUUAAUGAUGUCACACCCACACCAGCGCCCUAGCCUCUUCUCGCGUUCUCUCCACCUGAGCUCCAGCUGCAUAAGGAUUACAGGUCUUCCUGUAACCAUGCCCAGGCUUCCCUGUUGGCUCCAAGCCACAGGCCAGCCAACCUUCACUCUGCCAGUCUUUGUACCCCCAGAGUGGAGAUAGCAGGAGCUAGGGGAAGGCAAAAAAAAAAAAAAAAAAAAAAAAAUCUGAGGGCACAGAAUGCCAAGAGGCCUCUCCUUGGGGCGGUCGGUAUACCUGUCACCUGUGCAUCCUGCACUUAGGAGCUUUCUUAGGUAUUUGUGCCCAAGACUAGUGCAAGCCUACAUGUGGGCACAAACUGUCCUAAAGGAGGAGGGGUGGCAUCUGUGCUGUUCUCCAUAUCUGUGGGGAUGUGCAUGGAACGGAUUUCUACAACAGCAAUGACCAGCUUGCUAGUGAACUUACCCAGAGCCAGAUGUAUCGUGUGGCCAGGAGAAAUUGAAGGGUAUGUGUGUUGGCAGCCUCCCAGGUUUAGGGCAGCCUCCCAGGUUUGGGGCCUGACAGGAAGGACACAACAUUAGAAUUGAGCAUCACAGGAGAAGGAGGUUUGCAGAGCAUUCAAGGGGAUGCUACAUGGACCCAACUUUAAUAGGGAAGAAAGGUGCCCUGCUUGGUGUCUGAGGCUAUCAGGCCUGAAGAGCACUCUUCUUUCAUAAUUGGUAUUCUUUGAGCUUCAGGCCAGUGGCAGGGACUUGCCUGAUGUCCCUACCUACUGGCAUUAUACAGAUCCCUAGGGCAGGUGUUCCAAGGAGCUAACUUGAAACAAAAGAACCAGGAAGCAAAUUAGGCGGCUUUGAGCUCUAGUAAUCUGAGGCCUUGUUCCCCCUUCUGUGGGACAGCUUUGAAAGCACACCCAACAGAAUUGGCUCAACGAACUUCAUGGUCACCUGAACGGGGUCAAGGUCCAAAGGGGUGUGUGUAUGUGGAGAAAUGGCUAAUCCAAGAACUCUUCCUGGUGGUACUGCAUUCUUAGCAGGGUUCAGCAGGCAUGGCAUCCUCAGGGGUCACCAAUGGUUGCACAAGCCCCGCCCCUCCUUCACCCACCUGUGGGAAAAGCCAGGAGGAAGUAGCUGGCUGCUGGUGUUCUAGUGCUGCUGCGGCCCUGCCCCAGCCUCUGCCCGAUUCGGGACUGCUGUAAAGUACUGAUCUCAGAGAGUGGGCCACUCUGGGGCCAGGCCCCCAUGAGGCCAAGUUAGGAAAACCUCUGGGAAAGCCCUCUUGCUACCUGCUGCAGCUAUAGCCCGUGUGCGUUGGUCUGCAGAACCAUGACUGCUCCCACCCGCGACCUUGGCGCAGGCCGCAGCGGCAGCUCCGCCCAUACAACUCCAAGACCCGGGUUCUUUCGUUCGCCUGCCGUCUCUGCGGCAGCACGGUUUUUUAAUUCCUCCCAUUUCACAGAGGAGAAAGCUGUAGUACGGGAUGGCUUGGUUGGCUAGUCCAAAGUCGCGCAGCUGCUUAGGGCCGAGCCUGGAUUUCGAGAAAGAGCCAUAUGGCCCCUGCAGACCUGGCCUCGGAGGGUCCCAAGCUUGAGGACCCGCCGGCCCCCCACCUCUUUGGAAAGUGCCCUUCUGGCUUAAUCAUGGCGAAGCUGGAGACGUUACCUGUGCGCGCUGAUCCAGGGAGGGAUCCUCUCCUGGCCUUUGCCCCCCGGCCUUCUGAGCUUGGACCCCCAGAUCCCCGCCUGACUAUGGGCAGUGUGGGUAGUGGGGUGACCCAUGCUCAGGAGUUUCCUAUGAAAAGCGUGGGCACUCGAACAGGGGGUGGGGGCAACCAAGGCAGUUUCCCUGGUCCAAGAAGCGGUGGUAGCGGGGCCAACAGGGAGAGACCUGGUCGCUACCCAUCAGAGGACAAGGUUCUCGCCAACUCUCUCUACCUCAAUGGCGAGCUGCGGGGCAGUGACCACACAGAUGUCUGUGGUAAUGUGGUGGGCAGCAGUGGGGGCAGCAGCAGCAGUGGGGGCAGCGACAAGGCUCCACCCCAGUAUCGCGAACCCAAUCACCCACCCAAGCUCCUGACCACCUCUGGCAAGCUAGACCAGUGCUCGGAGCCACUAGUUCGGCCAUCAGCCUUCAAGCCUGUUGUACCCAAGAACUUUCAUUCCAUGCAGAACUUGUGUCCUCCACAGACCAAUGGGACCCCUGAGGGACGACAGGGCCCCGCGGGCCUCAAAGGCGGACUGGACAAGUCUCGGACCAUGACCCCAGCUGGUGGGAGUGGGGGCGGCCUCUCAGACUCAGGCCGGAACUCACUCACAAGCUUGCCCACCUAUAGCUCCAGCUAUAGCCAGCAUCUGGCACCCCUCAGUGCUUCCACCAGCCAUAUCAACCGUAUUGGCACCGCUGGCUAUAGUAGUGGCAGCAGCGGUGGGGGGUCAGGCUACCAGGAUCUGGGGACCUCUGACAGUGGGCGGGCUUCCAGUAAGAGUGGGUCGUCAUCAUCCAUGGGGCGGUCAGGCCACCUGGGAUCCGGGGAGGGCGGAAAUGGGGGCCUGCCAUUUGCAGCCUGUUCACCACCCUCGCCCAGUGCGCUGAUCCAGGAGCUGGAGGAGCGGCUGUGGGAGAAGGAGCAGGAGGUGGCAGCUCUGCGGCGCAGCCUGGAGCAGAGCGAGGCAGCCGUGGCCCAGGUGUUGGAGGAGCGGCAGAAGGCAUGGGAGCGGGAGCUAGCCGAGCUCCGGCAGGGCUGCAGUGGGAAGCUGCAGCAGGUGGCCCGCCGUGCCCAGCGUGCCCAGCAGGGCCUACAGCUGCAGGUGCUGCGGUUACAGCAGGACAAGAAACAGCUGCAGGAGGAGGCGGCCCAGCUGAUAAGGCAACGGGAAGAGCUGGAGGACAAGGUGGCCGUCUGUCAGAAGGAGCAGGCCGACUUCCUGCCCCGGAUGGAGGAAACUAAGUGGGAGGUGUGCCAGAAGGCCGGUGAGAUUUCCCUCCUGAAGCAACAACUGAAGGACUCUCAGGCCGAUGUGUCGCAGAAGUUGAGUGAGAUCGUGGGGCUGCGCUCACAGCUUCGGGAGGGUAGGGCCUCGCUCCGGGAGAAGGAGGAGCAGCUGCUCAGCUUGAGGGACUCCUUCGGCAGCAAACAGGCCAGCCUGGAGCUGAGUGAAGGCGAGCUGCCCCCUGCCUGCCUCAAGCCUGCGCUGACCCCCGUGGACCUGGUCGAGCCACAGGAGGCGCUGGCCUCCUGUGAGAGUGACGAGGCCAAGAUGCGCCGGCAGGCUGGCGUGGCGGCUGCCGCUUCUCUGGUUUCUGUUGAUGGGGAGGUGGAGGCUGGAGGAGAGGGUGGGACACGGGCCCUACGCAGGGAGGUGGGGAGAUUGCAGGCUGAGCUGGCUGCUGAGCGGCGUGCCCGUGAGCGCCAGGGUGCCAGCUUUGCGGAGGAGCGCCGGGUGUGGUUGGAGGAGAAGGAGAAGGUCAUUGAGUAUCAGAAACAGCUCCAGCUGAGUUAUGUGGAGAUGUAUCAGCGCAACCAGCAGCUGGAGCGGCGACUUCGGGAGCGUGGGGCAGCAGGGGGGUCCAGCACGCCUACUCCCCAGCAUGGAGAGGAAAAGAAAGCCUGGACCCCCUCCCGCCUGGAGCGCAUCGAGUCCACUGAAAUCUGAUUCUCUACGUGCACAACCUUCUGACACGUGCCCUGUCUGAAGGUCGGAGUCACCAAUGUCCCUUCCAUUCAUCUCCCUUCCCCACGUGUGCUGCACAUCCCCAGACCAAAGAGGUUCUCGAAGCAGCUGUGACCAGCCCCUCCCCCCACUUGUCCCCCGUCCUUGCAGCUCCAGCACUGCCUUUGUGGGUGACCACUCCAGACCCUCCUGCCAAGGAGAGCAUGGGAGAGGGCAGAGUACAAUGGGGUGAGGUCCCAGGCGCAUGGAGCAAGGCUCCCUUUCUGGGGAAGCCUCGUGUUGGAGAUAGAGGCAGCAGGCCUGCGUUGCCAGGGAGUACCCCAGCCCCUUUCCCUUCUUGGGCUGCUACCGCCGCCACCACCGUCACCACCAUCUGUCCAGUGCUACUGUCUGUGCCCUCCUAGGCCACACAGCCUGAGGGAGCUUGCAUGGGUCUGCCCGUGUCGACAGACCCUAGGCUCCCAGUCUCUCUCCUUCAUGUGCUAUUCUCCUUCCCCAGGCAGAUUGGCAGGGGAAGUGGGAGCAGAUGGCCUGCCUGUGGUUGAGAGGGCUACCUGCCCGACCCCUCCCCCACCAAGGUAUCUUGGGCUCCAGCCUCAGAGCCUGGACUAGUUCUGAGCAUGUGUCCCUCUGUGUAUAGUGAGGAAGUGAGAGCAGAGGCUGGAAACUCAAUCCCAAGGGGAGAUCUGCCUUCCUACCCUCGGGAAGGGUCACCUAGAGGCUUCUCAGCCCCACCCUCACCCUCUGGCCAGGAUCCUACAAGGCUACAUCCCCUGCUGCUUGGUUGACCCCCCCAAAUCCAGGGUCACUGCUCAGCUCUGCUUAUAGCUAUACCUGCCUCUUAGGUCUUCUGUUUGCCCGUUUCUGAGGUCAGAUGGAUGGAUGUCUGAUGUCUUCCUGUGUUUUCCCUCGAUCUCUCCCCUUGGCCUCCUUUCGCACUCACAUCUUCCCAGGCUGCCUUUUCUUCCAAGUUUCACCUUUCCUCCCAGCAGAAAGCUCUGCUUGGCUUUUGGUGCACUGCUCACCCCCAGCUCCACUGGCCCAAGUCUGAGCCUGGGGCCCUUGCUUUGAGGGGCCAGUCCGAGUUGGAUGGGACUGCCCUCAAGGAACAAGGCUAAUGUGUGUGUGUAUGUUAGAGAGAGAGAGAGAGAGAGAGAGAGAGAGAGAGAGAGAGAGAGAGAGAGAGAGAGAGAGAGAGAAAGAGAGAGAGAGAGAAAGAGAGAGAGGGAGGACUACUGACCCUUGGGUUGCUUGCCAGACUCUUGAGUUGGCUCAUUUGUCCGGGCAGGGUUGGCUGGUAUGGUCAUCAGUAUGGGUCGUGACAGUCAAUGUCACUUCCUUCUCUAGGAUCUCUCAGAUUCUAUCUCCCCAAGACAGGCAGGGAAAUUCUAAUUUCUCUCUUAAGAAAGUAAAUUUCCACUUCACCAGCAAUAACAAUCAGAGGAGACUUGGCCCUCAGUCCUUGUAUUUCUCUUUUUCACUCUCUCUUCCACCCCAAGAUGGAAUCUUGGGGACAGGAGGGAGAGGGUUGGUAACUACUGUGAGCAAGUCCCCCAAGCCCUGACCAGCCUCCUCCCAUGACUGGUGACUGUUUAACAAGCUGUGCAUCCCCCACAAAAAUAGGAGUGCCCUAUUUGUAGUCUCCACCUCUCUGCACAGCUCCUUCUGGGUGGUCCUCAGCAGGGUUUUGACCUUGAUUGGCGGCUACUCUGGCAACCACUGCCCAUUCUUCUAAUCCCUCACAAUACGUGAUUCAGACCCUGAGCCUGGUCCACAGUGACUGGGAAAAGGCAUUAACACAAAACAAAAGAGAUGGGGGGAGAGAAAAAUAUGAACAGCUUUGGAAUGUCCAACUGCAAAAUAAAUUAUAUAUAAAUAUAUAAAUAUAUAAAUAUAUAUAUCUACCAUA